Pogonomyrmex barbatus (red harvester ant) is the source of this 4413-nucleotide messenger RNA. RefSeq names its product wolframin ER transmembrane glycoprotein wfs1 (gene wfs1). Gene Ontology annotation, molecular function: protein binding. Gene Ontology annotation, biological process: calcium ion homeostasis; endoplasmic reticulum unfolded protein response. The record is from RefSeq and is a predicted model, not a curated record. Gene Ontology annotation, cellular component: endoplasmic reticulum membrane. NCBI's taxonomy places the organism in Eukaryota, Metazoa, Arthropoda, Insecta, Hymenoptera, Formicidae.
GCCUUCCGACCGAAAAUUGCUCCAGGUAGCAUUGCUAUAUAUUCACGGUACGCGAAAAAUUCAAAUUUCGGAGCGACAUUGACGUACCAGGCGCCCAGGCGUUUUGUUUAUCUACUCAAUCUGAUCCAACCUAGCCCGACUUCAUUGCUGGGCAGGGAUGCGCACGCGCCGCUCGCAUCCACGCCUGCCAGCUAUUCAACAGGGGCGCUCGGCGGGGCCGCGCGACGUGCGUGUUGCGUGUUUGCAUACGUGCGAAUGAACGAGUGAAGUGCCGUGGAUCUUCGGCGUUUCGUGCCGCGACAAAAGUUCCGGUACGCGAAGCGUCGGGGUGUUCGCGCGCGACGAAAACGCGAGUCGAACGGAUUUCGAACCGCGCCCUCCGCCCCUCCCCCCUCUCUCGUGAGUCAUGGCUGGUAUUGUACCGCUGUCUGGUAGAUCCGGCAGAAAACAGUGGACGCUACACGAUGGGCCUAAAGGUUCUCUUAGACGAUUACGCUCCCGAUUGGCAGAAGACGGCUGUCCAGAGUCUCAAGUGAUUUUAGCUAAGCAAUUGUUAGAGGAGCAAUGUGAGCUUGAUGUUGAUAAAGAAGAGAACGCAAAAUUGGGUGUUUAUUGGCUGACGAAAGCCUCAGAACAAGGAAAUCUGGAGGCGACUGACAUUCUUAGAAAGUGCUUGGCAACCGGUCGUGGUAUCACGGAGCAUAACUACUACGACGUGAAAAAUUGUUUAGAUAUGACACAGGAUGAGAAAUUGGCUAGAAGAGCGGCGAGAGAAAUGUUCAUGAGCUUAUCAAACGGCGAAGAUUUUAUAACUACGGAGCAGCUACAAAAACGUAUGAGAAAUUUAUCGACUCCAUCGACUAGUAACAUCGAUUAUUUUCAUUCUAAUAAUACCUCUAGCAACUCGUCGCAAAAGGGACUGAGCGAUAAUGAUAAUGAUUGCUUCCCAAAAAAUGGGCUUCCUGAUGAUUCCCCGUCCACUAAGGAUGAAGAUCGAACGAACGACGUUCACGGUUGGUCGGAUCAGGGUGAGAAGAUUACAGAGGCUGCUCUAGUGUCCGCGGCUGCGAGUUACGCGCGUGGAAUGCUUCCGAUAGUAUCGCAUGCUCUCUGCAUGGUGGAUCCCUCUGACUUGGCGCUGGAUACGAUACCACUACUGCAGAGACCAUUUAUCCAUCCAUUCGCAUCGCUGAAACGUCUCUACAGCUGGUUGGUCGAAACUCUGGGUCACAGAGGAACAUCGAUCAAAAGGAUUCUCUUUACAUCAAAUUUACAUAUUUUCCUAUUACUCUUACUGUAUUCUUUGUUCGGCACGGAGAGCCUAAUACUUUUUAUACCAAUGGCUCUCUACUAUCUCUCGUUUAUAGUCAUGGUAAUAGCCACCUUUCAAAUGCUCCAACGAAAACGUGAGUUCAAUGAUUUUCGCGUGUGGUCGGGCCUGUUUCUCAGUUACUCGGGUGGAAAUCUGAAUCCCGAGGAAGCAGAGUAUCAAUUCUGCCGCAACAACCUAAAACCGUAUGGACAUUUCUUUCUCGCACUGUUGCUGAAUUUGAUGAUCUACCCUCUGAUAGCCCAUCAAUGGACUCCACAAUCUGAAUUCACUAUAAUAGCGGUCACGCUCACUCUUAUUACGCUCUGCAGCUUCAUGUGGAGGGAUUCCUCGCGAUUUCCUGAUUUUCUAGCUCUCUUUAGUUUCGGCGUGCAUGUACUUGCCAAGUAUCCGUACGAAACGGAUAUAGUUGUGGCGCAAAGUUGGAGAUUCUUGGACAUUAGAGUGCCAACAUUCGCCUCUUACGUUGUCGGCAAUGGGAUAGAAUUUUGUCUAAAUUUCCGCGGUUUUUAUCUCUUGAUACCGGCAGUCUUCGCGAAAAUGGCUGGAAGAGACAACUGGCGCGGCACGUACCAGAUUUUGAUACCUCAUUGCGUUACUUUGAGCUGGUGGCAAAUUGCGGUCUUUAGUUCUCAAGGUGCUACAUGGUAUGGCUUGAUCAGAGGCGCUCUCGCACUAGUUGGCAUGGUUCUAUUUCUUCCAAUCGCCGGUAUAGCUUCCAUCAUCUUACCGAUUAUAGCCAUUGCCAAAUACUUAUCGGAAAAUGAUCUGGCCAUGAGGAUAGCGAUUACUACUGUACUCGGAGGAAUGCUGUUUUUUGCUUCAUGUUAUUUGAGGAAAACCAGAGUAUCGAGAUUUAAUUGGAUCAUUACUGUUAUACAAAUUGUUCUUGGCGUUGGCGCUGCGACAUUUUUAUCGUGGCCGAUGAUAAUGGAAUAUAAUCCGGAUUCUUACGAUGCAUCGUAUGACGUUGUUUCUACUUUAACAUGGGAUCAAUAUCAGAAUUAUUGUCACCAACCUGCAUGGGAAGAACUAUCGUCGAAAGCGCAAGUACAAGUGCAAUGCGCUCAAUUGGAAGGCAUACCUGUCUCAUGGGAAGGCUACGUAACGAAUAUUAGAGUAAAAGCGAUAAAAAACAAUAUUGGAAUUAUAUUAAACAAGCUACCUGACAACAUUAGAAUAAUACUUAGUUGUAUGUACGGAGAACCGUAUGAAGAGAAUUGCAAUUCGGGUGAUGACAUUCGCAGGAAGAAUUGUAAACACAUCACGAGUACUCAAAAGAAAAGAAACAAAUGUUAUAUUUCAGCGUGGAAUCAAUACGAAUUUGAGAUAUUCGUUAAGAUGAAAAAUGGUAUAUGGGGAAGUACCACGGAGGUACGUCUCGUUGCGGACCAUUCUUUUACUAAUUUUAGUCUGAAUAUAUAUCCCGGUGACAAGAUUUGGUUUUCCGGUACGCUUUUAAAUAAUGGCUUAGAAACAGAAUCUCUUCUCGGUGGUGCCGUACCGCACAUCGAUUUGGAAGAAGUAGGAUGUCUUGCAUGCAAUUCCGUUGAUUUGAAAACAUCUUAUAAACGUUAUAGGUAUCGUGUAAGUUUAAGAUCUAUUAUCAGGGAUUUUUGUCUCAGUAUAAAGACUGUAUUGAAUUUUCUGUUAAAUCCGAUUGUGAUGUUCAAGUAAUUCUGAUGAUUAAAUAUCUUUAGAUCUCUCUAGCUUUUUAGACCUAACGUAGUGGUGCUAUUUUGAUAUCUAAUUACUAUCAUAGUUUGUUUACCAUGAUUUAUAUUAAAGAAAAAUUACAUUAUUAUUAGAAUUUCUAGAUUGAACAAAUGAAAUUUGGAUAUAAAAUGCAAGAUUAAUUCAUCGAUAUACCAAGCAAAUACAAUUUUAAACAAAUUUGUUAUCUAUAUACUUACAGUAUAAACUGCAACAUGUUUAUCUUAUAGAUGUCCUAAAACAUUUCGGCAUUGAAAAUUUAUUAAAAGAUUUUCAUUUUCACGGCAAAUAUUUUAAUAUGAUACAUUGUAUUGUUAUUAUAACAAACUAUUUUUUGCAUUAUAUUGCAAACAUACUGCGCUGUACAAAAUAGCAUAUUAUAUGAUAAUAUGCUAAUUAUGGUAUAAAAAAACUAAAAGAAGAAACUGUUAUGUAUAAUAAAGCAGAAUUUCCUUAAUGUUUGACAUGCAUGUAAAUAUGUGUGUGAUAUGAAAGUAGAAAAUAGUUCAAAUAUCUCAAUGUUACCGAAUGCCUCAGGCAAUACAUUAAUAGAUACAUUAGGCUUUCAUGGCCAAGUCAUAAUUCGCUUCAGAGUAUUAUAUACGACAUAUAUUUUAAGAUUUAUAUAAUUUUCCUAAGCAUUACUGCCAGUAAAAAGAAAAAAAAAGAAAAAGAGAAACGCUUGAUAUUUUUGUAUUCCGUUUUCGGAGAAUGAUAAGAUAUCCCUUUGAUCUUGUUUUAAUAUUGUAUGUAGUAAAAAUUGUAUUUCUCUUAUUCUAGAUUAGUAUGCAUACAUUACAUCAUGAUAAAGUUUUAAUUUUAAGCAAAGUAGGGCAGUAUGCAUUUUAGUGUACAUAACAUUAAAAGAAGAAUGUUUCAUAAAAAAGUUUUGUGUAGCAUUGUCAUAUAUGAAAAUUCUAUUAAAGUAUAUCUCAAUAUCUUGAAAUUCAGUUCUAAAUAUUGCAGCUUUUAAAAAACACUGAAAAUAUAUGUACAAUACAAACAAUAUAUGUACAAUACAAACAACAAUUCACUAUCACAUUAAUGUUAAGUGUUUAGAUCUACAGAUUACUAACAAACAUAUCUAUCUGUAGAGAUAUAAGAACAAUUUCGUGCGUCAUUGUAUUACUCAAAGACAAUAGGAACCAAGAUCAGUAUAGUAGCAAAGAGAUAAAACAGAUAUAGAUGUGCCUUGGUGUUUCCGUUUGAAUGAUUUUAAUGUUGAUAAUAAAAGUAUUCUAUUUGCUUCUUCAAAGCAAACAAAUGGAUUAAAGCGUUAAAACAUCAUGAACUUUCGUAUUCUGAUGUGCAGAUGUAUAUUUUUGUCAUGAACAAUGUAUAUUCAGAAAUAUAGCAUGAAAUUAAAAAUA